Nasonia vitripennis (jewel wasp) is the source of this 1159-nucleotide messenger RNA. RefSeq names its product enoyl-CoA delta isomerase 2, mitochondrial. The record is from RefSeq and is a predicted model, not a curated record. Lineage: Eukaryota; Metazoa; Arthropoda; Insecta; Hymenoptera; Pteromalidae. The coding region runs from base 136 to 909 and encodes 257 amino acids. The transcript is spliced from 6 exons.
UAUUUAACUCGUUCGUUCCCCUCCUCUCAAAGAUUGCUGCUAGGCCUAACUGGACAAACAGACAAACACAUAACCUGACACUUGCCGUCCGGCCGCUAUUCAUAUAAACUGUAUAAAAAGAGAUUUUGCACAACAAUGGAAAAUAAACAAGACGAUUUGAUAUUAACGAGUAUUGAAAAUGGAGUACAGAAGGUUUUUUUUAAUAGGCCGACAAAGAAAAAUGCUCUCACUAGAGAGAUGUAUACCAGAGUGAUAGAGAUCCUAAAUGAGUCAGCAAAUAACAAAGAAGUCACAGUGCUUGUGUUCACAGGAAUUGGUGAUUUUUACAGCAGUGGAAACGAUUUUAUUAGCUAUCUCACAGAUGAAUCCGUAGAUUCGAGUGUUGAAACAGUCAGACUUCAGAAAUUUAUUGACUUGCUUAUAACAUACCCAAAACUUUUGAUUGCUAUUGCUAAUGGACCAGCUAUUGGAAUAGCCGCUACUACAUUGGCACUUUUUGAUAUUGUUUAUGCAUCCGAAACUGCUUAUUUUAUGACACCAUUCUGUAAACUGGGACUAUCUCCAGAAGGUUGCUCUUCGUACACUUUUCCAAGAAUCAUGGGCCCAUCUAAGGCUGGAGAGAUGCUAUUUUUUGGAGAAAAACUGACUGCAAAUAAAGCUGCCAGGGUUGGAUUUGUGAGUAAAGUUUACAAAGCUGGUGCAAUUGAUGAAGUGUGGACACACAUAGGAAAGAUUGCUAAUCUUUCUAAAGAGAGUAUGGCCUCAACCAAAAGGCUACUCAGCCAGUGGAACAAAAACUUACUCAUGGAAGUAAACAAUCAAGAAUUAAUAGAACUUAGAAAAGUCUAUGCUUCCCCAAGUUUCGCAGAAAACAUGGUGAAGUUUAUGUCAAGAAAAAGCAAAAUGUGAAACAAUUCCUGAUAGUUGAGAUUAUAAAUGACACGUGAUAUUCAGCAUCCAUAAAUGUGCCUUCCGAAUAUAAAUUUAUAAAUACUCGGUGCUAUAAUUAAGUUCUUAUACAUAGACUUUUAUACAAAUAAUCAUUUCUUACCUUGUUAAUAAUACUAUUGUUAUUGAUGGAAAAUUCCUCGAUGUAAAUGUGAUAAACUUGGUUACUUUUUUACAGAAUUUUUGAAAAUAAAUGUUAUGUGAUUUUGAA